Pestalotiopsis fici W106-1 is the source of this 2088-nucleotide messenger RNA. RefSeq lists its product as uncharacterized. The coding region runs from base 1 to 2088 and encodes 695 amino acids. Gene Ontology annotation, molecular function: GTP binding; protein binding. The record is from RefSeq and is a predicted model, not a curated record. The transcript is spliced from 2 exons. NCBI's taxonomy places the organism in Eukaryota, Fungi, Ascomycota, Sordariomycetes, Amphisphaeriales, Sporocadaceae.
AUGACAAAAUCGUUCACGUUCCAGCCCCAGCCUAGCGACAUUCUGAUCGCUGUCAUGGGUAUCACCGGUUCUGGAAAAAGCACCUUCAUCUCCCACUGCACCCGUCACAGUAUUUCUGCUUCGGCGGGUUUACACAGUGAGCCGGACGAUCUAGAUACCCAGGAGGUUUCUGUCUAUCCAUGCAAGGCUGACAUUGGCGACAAUAUCUACCUUAUCGACACACCAGGAUUCGACGAUACGGAGCUGGAUGACGCGCAAGUCCUCAGGAAGAUCGCAACCUGGGUCGGGGAAACGUACCAGCAGAAGAUUUACCUGCGUGGUAUCCUCUACCUUCACCGCAUCAUUGACAUACGCAUGCAAGGGGCGGCCAUCCGAAAUCUUUUCAUGUUCAAGAAACUGUGCGGCCAAAACGCCAUCAAGAACAUCAUCUUGGUCACGACCAUGUGGGAGGACGUCAAACCAGAGGCCGGCCAGCAGAGAGAGAACGAGCUUCGGACGACACCGCAGUACUGGGGCGAGAUGAUUGCCAAGGGCGCAAGUAUGGUUCGGCACCAGAACAAUCACAACUCGGCACGGUCCAUUAUCCAGACCCUGUUGAACAAGACAACGAAAACCACGCUGGCGAUACAGAGGGAGAUGGUCGACGAGAAGAAGGAACUGCAGGACACGAGCGCCGGCAGGGAACUGGACGGCAUCCUCAACCAGCAGCGUGAACAUUUUCUACGUCAGAUUGAAGACCUGAAGAGAGACAUGACAGAAGCCCGGGAAAUGCAAGAUCGGGAGUCUCAGGAACAAAUCAGGCUACUGCAGGAACAGAGGCGUGUAGAGAUUGAUAAGAUCUUCAGGCAACAGGAGAGCAUGAAGGUUGGUCUUCAGCAACUCCAUGACCAAAAGUUUGCCAAGCUGGAAAAGCAACUGGCCGCCCAAAAAAACCAGAUGGAGAUGGAUAGAAAGGAAAUCGCGGGCUUGAGAGAGAGGCUGGCCGGUACCUCGAUCGGAGUGAAUAACCCUUCCUCCGGGGCAAAUACCGUGGAUACGGGCUCACUGACAAAACCCAACCGAGAAGCGGGUCUCAAAACUACUAUAAGGCUUGAGGGUCAUGGUGGAUAUCGUCGCCACAUAAGUCGCGCUGCCUUCUCGGCAGAUGCGCGCUAUCUCGUCGUGGACGAGGUGAUUUGGUAUCGGUCCGGCGAGGGGGAGUAUUCGAGGAAUCGCGUCAAGGUUUACGAUAGCGCGACAGGCGUCGCCCAGAGUGUACUUGCGGCCGACCGAAUCGUUUCACAGGUUGCUUUGUCAUCGGAUGGCCGACUUGUCGCAAUGGACUCGGUAAAAAUCGAGGAGUAUUAUCGAUCAGGACUUGUUCGAGUCCUUGACGCCUGGGAUAGCCGGACGGGGAAAUGCCUCUGGACCAAGCAUCACCAAGACUUGUCACCCUUGUCACUCUUCAAUUUAGUCAUCUCACCGGAUGGCUGCUGUCUCGCCUUUAUCGAGAUUGGAGAUGACAGAGAGUGCCACAUCAAUAUCUUGCAAAGUGCGACUGGCUCCACGCUUAGGACGUUAACAACAAUUGAUGUCCCGAUUCGCCAAAUGAGGUUUUCGCCGGACGGAGGCCGCAUCAUGGGGAUGAACCCACACUCAAUCUAUAUCUGGAACAGCGCGACGGGUAGCCUUGGCCUCACCUUAACAGGCUUUCAGCCUCCAUCCCCGUACUCGAACUUGCUUCAUAUGGCGUUCUCGCACGACGGUAAGGGCGUCGCCGUCAUGUCACCCUCAUCCGGAGCCUACAUCAUUAGUUUCUGCGACACCGAGACAGGACGUCGCCUUUGGACUACUGAAGCAAUGUAUAGUGAAGAGCACUUUAUCUUCUCGCCUGACGGUUACAUUGCCUCGCUUUGUAGCUCGUACAUGGUGGCGGGGGCUUCAGUCGUCAACCCGGCUAGAUUUGUCCGUGUUCGGGAUGCUACAACGGGCAAACUUCUCAAAUCUAUUCCGAUCAAAGAAGCCAAGGAUCUCGUUUUCUCCCCGGAUUCCAACAGGUUCGAGAUUCUCGCGUGUGAUGAAGAUGUUGUGGAGAUAAUUGCAGUUUAA